Molecule: messenger RNA, 606 nt
Organism: Diospyros lotus (date-plum)
Lineage: Eukaryota; Viridiplantae; Streptophyta; Magnoliopsida; Ericales; Ebenaceae
Product: precursor of CEP14-like
Exons: 1
Coding region: 103-390 (95 amino acids)
Biological process (GO): cellular response to nitrogen starvation; response to osmotic stress
Source: RefSeq, a predicted model, not a curated record
ACUUGCCAUUACACACACCUCUCUUCUCUCCCACAUUAAUUCUCUCAACAUUCUCUGUUCAUCUCUCUCUCUAUAUUCCGACGUCGACGUUGUCACAGCCACAUGGCUCGCUCAAAUCUCGUGUUUUUCAUCUUCUGCGCCGUGAUCUUUGCCUCGUUGGUGUCUCAUUCGCAUGGCCGGAAACUUGUCGCCAUGCAAGACGGCGGAGAGAGGGUGCCGCCGCCGGUGGGGAGCUUGUUCCUGGGUGCCCUUCCGAAGGGCACAAUCCCAUCAUCUUCGCCGAGCAAGAAGGGCCACGCCGCCGUGAUCGACGAGGAGCUCAUCGCCCGCCACCUCGCCUCCGUCGAUCGGAUUCUCCAGUCCGUCCCAAGCCCCGGCAUCGGCCAUUGAAUAUUGGAGGUUUUGAAUAUCAUGAUCAUAUGAUGAAGAGUGUAUAGGAUUACACACCAUUAAUUAAUAUAUUUAAUUUUUAGUUAUACGUGAUAUAUACCGUUUUGAUUCUUUAUAUAUAUAUAUAUAGGAUCUAAUGAUGAGUUAAUAUAUAUAAUGUACGUUUUGGGGGCUUAAUUUACACAAAUAAAUGAGAUAUGUUACUCGUUUAAUGAA